Messenger RNA from Angiostrongylus costaricensis, 282 nucleotides. The record is from the annotation of a GenBank genome assembly. NCBI's taxonomy places the organism in Eukaryota, Metazoa, Nematoda, Chromadorea, Rhabditida, Metastrongylidae.
AUGCUAGGAGCAUCCCGUAUCACGCCAAUGAAAAAGCGAAUGCAAAGUCCCGCCUUCCGUCAACGAUUAAAGAAAAAACGCCGUUAUGCACGUGAAAAUGUCGAAUACCAAAUGGACCGAAAUAGUAACGCAUCUGAACGACAAACGAUCGAUAAGGGCCAUCGGCGGCUGAAUUCGUCGGGAUGUCAAAUGCACAACAAGAAGAGCACCGAAGCGAUGUGCAGAGCUCUUCACGAAGACUCUGCAAGAAUGGCAAGAAAGACAUUCUCAAUGAGUCCUUAA